This is a messenger RNA of Lytechinus variegatus (green sea urchin), 3030 nucleotides long. RefSeq lists its product as uncharacterized. Gene Ontology annotation, molecular function: nucleic acid binding; 3'-5'-DNA exonuclease activity. The transcript has a single exon. Gene Ontology annotation, biological process: DNA catabolic process. Gene Ontology annotation, cellular component: cytoplasm. Lineage: Eukaryota; Metazoa; Echinodermata; Echinoidea; Temnopleuroida; Toxopneustidae. Bases 231 to 1547 code for a protein of 438 amino acids. The record is from RefSeq and is a predicted model, not a curated record.
AAUCCGACAUUAUUCGUGACGAUGUAGCAAUAUUGGCAACUACUAUCUGCAUGAUCAAGUUUCGGCAUGAAUGCCAAAAUCAGCUAGCUACAUGGUUUAACUCAAUAUAAUAAAGCGUGUCACUGUCUUACUCUAGAAUUUUGGAAAUGUUUUUGAUUGGAUCUUACAGUAUAUUAAUCUACUUCAUUCCUCAGGAAAACAACGUCGCGCCUUAAUUGCUUCAGUUUGCCAUGGAUAGUGUAUCGGGGUUGACCAUCAAGAGUUUUGUAUUUCUUGAUUUCGAGACCAGUCAUCUGUACCGAACAGAUCGCCCCAAAAUCAUUGAACUUAGUUUGAUUGCCAUCAACCGUGCUGGUCUUCUUGGCCCAGACGUACUCACGUCUUUGAAUCUUGCCAAGAAUCAUGAGAACUCUACCUUUGAUUUAUCCAAGCUUUCGUUACCAAGGAUUGUUGAUAAGCUGACGUUGUGUUUGGAUCCAGGAAAGUACACAAGUCCACAUUCUGCGCGUCUCACCAAGAUGGAUAAGCGCAAGCUCGAUAUAAACAAGAAACUGCCUUUCGAUGAAGGUGUGGUCACCAUGCUUAACAUAUUCCUAAGUCGACAGGAUGCACCGGUUUGCCUGGUUGCACACAACGGGAUGACAUUCGACUUUCCGAUACUGAGAUCAGAACUGUCAGGACUAACCACAGGAGACUCCCCUGCAGAUGAACUUUAUUGCUUGGACACCUUAAAGGGAUUCAGGGCAGGAUUUGCAACCGAGACCCAGGGAGUAAAGAAGAAGAGAGAGGGGAAGGACAAACAGAAUUCGGUUAAAAUUUCUGGGAUAGCAAACUUGACACAAGAUCGAACGUAUUUCAACUCAUCUGGAAUAACUUUUGCGCAGUCUCAGGAUAGGAGAUCCGGUGAUUUUGACCAUUGCACCAAUCAGAAUGUCGUAGAUAAAAGUUUGCUUUACAAUAUGGUCAAUAACAAACCUCAUGAUGCAAACAUGAGUCUGUCAUCAUCCAGUGAGCCCAUGUCGCAUCGACCAUCAUCAUCUGAUUCUAGUGGUUACAUAAUUCUCCAGGAUUCUCCUGGAUCCAGUCGCAGAAGCUACAGUGCAACUGAAUAUCUCUUUGAUAUCAUAUCGCAAUCUUCGGCUGCAGCUUCUCUAUCAAAACCCAAUCCAUCGUGCCAAACAAUUGCCCAAUCCACAGAGAAAGCACCCGCACCUCAACUUCGUUAUUCUGCUUCUGCCAAUGUUGAAAAUAACCAGACUGAGAACUUCGCAAGCCAGACCGGUUCUCCCCCAACACUCGGGAAAGCGCAAUCAGCGCCUUGUCGACACACCGUCGAUGACCAUCCUCCAAAACGCAAACGGAUCUCCUACACUCUUGUGAAUAUCUUCAAGAGGACAUUCGAGAGGGAACCACCCCACUCACAUUCUGCUGAAGAUGACGUGGUGUCUCUGAUCAAGGUAUUGCUUCCAGUGAUAUCUGACUUCGUGUCUUGGGCUGAUGAAAACGCUUCGCCGUUCAAGGAUUGCAAACUGUAUUAUGACGGAUAGUCAGGGCGGGGGGGGGGCAGGGGUGAUCGCCCACCAUCACUAAAGGAGAAAGGGAAGUAAAAAUAUAGGGGGCCGGGAUCUGUGCUGGAUCUCAUGCACAUUUCCUGUUUGAAAGAAAAAAAUAAUUCUCUUUGAGGACACCUUGCUGCCUAAUUUCCGCAUCCCAAAAUCAUUUUAUAAAUUAAUUUUAACAAUCUGAGAAUCUUAUCAUUUUUACAGAGUGAAAUUAGCCAAUUGAAAGCAAGGUAUAUAUGAAGGUAUAUUGCUCUAGUGUUCAAUUUUUUUAUGUUACCAGUUUUUUAAACGCUGUCAAAAAGAAGGAGGUUUUUUGUUCUAAAGUAUCUAAUAAGGGGUGUGAAAAAAAAGGUUGAGCCAAAAUGAAAGGAAUCAUUUAUCUCAACAUAGGUUAAUGUUAGUUAUAUUAUUAUGCGCGAUUCCUUAUUAUGAUCUCAUGCAUGGUUAUUGUAAUGUUUCUGGCAUUAUAGAAGGGGAAUUAAUGUACAAUAACAUAUUUGCUCUUAAUGAAGAACCUGGCCAGGUAUUUUACUCAACAAAAUAUAGUUAGCAACAGGGGCGGAUCCAGAAUUUUUCGAAGAGGGGGCACAUUUUCCCGAGUAAAAAAAUGACAAGAAAAAACAAGGGUUCUAACCCCAAAUUAAGGGGAUUUCGUCCACGAAAAAAUUGACAAGAAAAGGGUCUUCACUUCCAAAGGGGUGGGGCACACUUCUGUUUUAACGGCAUUUUACAUUACAAAUUUUAAUUGUGCCUCUCAAAGGGGGGGGGGCAACUGCCGGCCCGUGCUCCCCCCCCCCCGGAUCCACCACUGGUUAGCCCACCAAUCAACAUGUCCGUCAUGAUUAUUACUCCAUGUUGACAGUUACUGAAUAAGCAAUUCAAUGUCUUAUAGUAAAAUGAAUAUUUCUUAAUUCUUAGCAUUUUUAGAGUAAUUUUCAGAUAGAAAAAAGACUCACAUAAAAAAGGCUGGUCAGUUUGUCAAAUUAUUAUUCCAUUUUUGUGUAUCACAGCAAGAUCUUGAGGGUAGGCUUAAUUAAACAUGAAUAAUGCCCAGUCAUAUAAAAUGUUACAAUCGUAGAAUAAAUUCAUUCGACAUCGUAAUGAAUUGAUUUAAAAAUCAAAUCAUUUGACUGGGAGCAUUCAAUUUAAAGUGUAGUUUCGCCUAAUUCAUGCAUUUUUUUACACCCUUGACAAAAAAGUGAUGGUAUUUAGUGACAUCUUAAAGAACGUUCAAUAAUUUAGAAACAUAAUUUUGACAGCUUUUCUAAAAUUGUAACACCUUUUUAUAAUUAUUUGAACUGAAAAGGCCAAUUAUUCUUUUCGAGAAAUUGAUAAUCUCAUUGUUUAUGGUUUAGGAGAUAUUAAUUGUAUUGUUCAGUGAAAACUAUUUCAGAGCUUAUGUGAAAUUUACUCUUUAACGGAUUUUCCUCAAAACUUCACCAUUAUUUUUAAAUAUUUUUUCUGCUAU